Messenger RNA from Thelazia callipaeda (thelaziosis nematode), 1311 nucleotides. Lineage: Eukaryota; Metazoa; Nematoda; Chromadorea; Rhabditida; Thelaziidae. The record is from the annotation of a GenBank genome assembly.
CUGCAUAUUCAGAGCCUCCAACUUGGCGGGAUAUCCGCUCAAUCAAUAUCCAAUGAUCAACAACAAUCUCAACUCCAGCAGCAACAUCUUGGGUUUCCAUCUCCAGCUUAUGCAUUUCCUUAUAAUCCAGGUCCUUACCUGCAAGCACAACAACUUCAGCAGUACAGUAUCACCGGUGUUACAUCUGAACAGUUUCGAGAACAAACUACAGAACUCACUCGAGUUACAUGCUACCAACAGCAAGCCAAUAUGCAAAUACCAAACGGAAGAGAAUACCUGAUGGUAGCCGGUCGACCGCAACCAGUUUUUAUGCAACACCUCUCCCAGCACCAUAUUCCCUCUACAGCAACCUUACAACAACAGCAUCAUCAUCAUCAUCAUCAACAACAGCAACAGCAACAGCAACAACAACAACAACAGCAACAACAGCAGCAACAACAACAGCAACAACAACAACAACAACAACAACAACAGCAACAACAACAUCAUGGCAUUAUCACAGAGACUGGAAAUGUAGAUUCUGAACUGAGCACUCCAUCUUCAGCGCAAGCAAGAAGUAUAACUGAACAGCGUGGGGUAAUCCGUAAAGCUGCUUGCUCAAAACCUAAACCGAUGGCAACAAUUUGUUCAAUGAACGGGCAGUUAAUGCAUAAUAACAAUAAUCAAACAUCUCAUACGGUCAAUUAUCUUGAUGUCUUCUGUUCUGUUCCAGGUCGAUUAAGCUUGCUGAGCAGCGCAGCAAAGUAUAAAGUUACAGUCGGAGAAAUUCAUAGACGACUUUCUCCUCCAGAAUGUCUCAAUGCCUCAGUUUUGGGCGGCAUCUUACGCAGAGCGAAAUCAAAAGAUGGUGGCAAGUCACUACGGGAUCAACUGAAACGUGUCGGUUUGCAAUUACCCGCGGGAAGGCGAAAAGCUACCAAUGUUAAUUCAUUAACCGCUCUUGUUGAAUUUGAGGCGAUGCAUUUAGCAAAAGACUUCAACGCAGUCUGCGAAAACGAGUUCCCGGCCCGCGCCAUCGCGGAGCACUUGACCCGAGCAAACUGCUCGAUGGAGCCGUCUGAUGCACAAAGGCGCAAAAAUAUGCUCUUAGCCACUAAAGCGAUGCUAACAGAACUGAAAGAAUUACUCGGCAACGACCGAAGCCCAAUCUGUUCUUCCAGACCACAACCAAUUUUGGAGCCCAUGGUGCAAAGUCGAUUGACGCAUUUCUCCAUGGUCACUCAUGGAUUUGGCUCACCAGCUGUGUUAGCUGCAGUUAAUGCUAUUAUGAAUUGGGUUAAUGAAUCCGUGAAAUUACUUGAUACGAAAUGA